GUCAAUAAGCUAAAUCUGCUUACUGCAUGAGACAUUCUAAAAACUAGCGUUUGACACAUCAUCGUCAUAGGAGCUGAUGGAAAUGACCGCAUAUCAGACAGUCUGGAGAUCUAGAUGGACAACCAGAACAACCUCCAGGAAUGGAACAUUCGUCCGGAACAGAGGGGCGGAGGCGACGGGAGCAAGUGGAACUACGCUCUAUUGGUUCCGCUGCUGGGGCUCGCGGCCUUUCGGUGGAUAUGGUCCAGGGAGUCCCAGAAGGAGGUCCAGGAGGUGAAAGUCCAGUAUGACCAGAACAUGGCCGCCGUCCGGGCCGAGCUGGAGAAGAAGUACAGAGCGACGUUGAAGGAGACCCGGAAAGAAACGGUCCAGCUGGAGCUGGAGCUGGACAGGGAGAAGAACAGAGCACAGGGCUACCGCCAGGCCAUGGCCUCCCAGAACCAGCAGCUCCGGGAGACCCGACAGAGGCUGAGGGAGGACAGGGAGGCCCUGACCCAGGAGAGGAGCCACCUACAGCGGGCAGGAGCGGCCGGGGCUGCCCUCCACGCCGCCCUGCAGAGGGAGGAGGACAGCCGCUGGCACUGGGCGGCCCAGACCGCCCUGGGGGAGCUGGAGGAGGGACUGGUGGCGCGGCAGGAGGCCUUCUGCAGCCUGCUGGUCCCCCGGCAGAAGAGGCUGGAGAAGGAGAAGGAGAUUGUGGAUAGGGUGGAGAGGGAGAGAGGGGUUCUGGCCGGGCUGGACAUGGAGGCAGGACUGAGGGAUAUCUUUAAGAAGGACCGGUUCUGUGCCCCGGUUCUGAACUUGGACCGGAGGAAGAACGGGAGCCUGAUGUGGGCCUACCUGAGGUUCUGGAGGCUCCAGGUGGGCCUGGAGAAACACAGGCGGGCGGAGGAGGUUUUGCUGGGCCCAACACCACCAGGGAGAACCUAACUUAUGGAAUUUCAAUAAAGCGGUUUAUUCAUCAUUCAUCAUUCCAUGAGAUGUAUCAUUUAAAUUUUGUAUUAAAGAUGUUUUUGAUCCCAUCACGGAAAUAUUUCUUUUCAAUUUUUCAUUUUCAUUAAAAAAUGUAUUUAAUUAAUUCAUACCCAUGGCAAAAUGAAUUGCAAACGGAAUGUUUAUUUAUCAUUUGAAGUUUGUUCGGAAAAUACUUCCAUAGUUGUACAUACUGCAUGCACUAUUUGUAUGUCUCUUUGGAUGAAAGUAUCUGCUUAAUUAAUCAAAUAUCAUAUUGUUUAAGCGAGAUAUUAUAGAACAACCCUG
This is a messenger RNA of Osmerus eperlanus (European smelt), 1260 nucleotides long. RefSeq names its product coiled-coil domain-containing protein 127-like. The record is from RefSeq and is a predicted model, not a curated record. The coding region runs from base 115 to 930 and encodes 271 amino acids. NCBI's taxonomy places the organism in Eukaryota, Metazoa, Chordata, Actinopteri, Osmeriformes, Osmeridae. The transcript has 4 exons.